AUGGAGGAAGACACGAAUUUCAGGGCCCUGUACCUCCAAAACCUCCACCCCAACCUUAGCCAGCUACUAGGCGUGUACGCCUGCCCCCUUACACAGGACAUACGGCAACUGAAGACCCUGGUGGCACGAGCACAAGGCAAACAUCUGCUCAAGACACAGGCGAAGCCGCACACCCAACCUACAGUGUACAGCGUGGAAAACCACAUGGAACUGGAAGGCGCACCAACGGCCCGGAAACACAAAUGGGGAACCGACCACGGACCCCAGAGGAAUAACCACAAACACACGGACCCGAAGAACGGACAGCCACGCGACCAGCACCUCCCGCAAUACGGCGAGAGACGCGCCGGCCAGGCCGACGGGAAAGACCGCGCGCCACAACGGUCCCACCAAGACCGCACUGCCACAACCAUUAAUAAGGACAACCUUUCUAGGGAGGAACAAUCCCUCCUCCGCACGCUCCUGCGCAAAGCCAGAGAGAAGCCAGACAACGCCGACGUGUUCGCAGUGUCCGUGUCGGAUGACGCCGAGAACGCUCCCUACCACAUGGACGACGGCCUCGGCGGACAGGAGCUAAAUGACGACUACUCAAACGCACCAACGGUGGACACCUGCUACGACCAGAGGGAUGUCAUGGUAAUACAGGUAAACUCCAUCACAGACCCACGAGAGGACGGCCCCUCGACAACCAUCUGCGAACCACCGUUCCACCAAUUCAUGGGCGACCUACAACAAAGAGGUACCUACGGGAAACUCUACCUGCCCGUAACACUCGAAGACCAAUGGGAACACGAGGCGCUCGUGGACACAGCUGCCGAUAUCAGCCUGAUUGGCAAAGACCUCUUCGGUAAGUUACAGUCUAUGGCCAGUAAAUCCCACAGACACCUAAAAACGCAGCCAUGCGACUUAGAAAUAACACCCUAUUCCCAGGUGGAUACGACCAUACGUAAAAUGGCUCUAAUGCGACUGACCGUGGGCCCCAUGACACUGGUCCACCCGGUCUACAUCUCCCCAUUCAACACGCAUCCGCUCCUAUUGGGCCAGGACCUUCUAAAUCGGUUUAAGCCCCUAAUAGACUACCAACGUCUAAAGAUCUGGACACAGGUCCGGGAGCCCUUGCCCAUCCCACGCCCGUUGGGCGAAAACCACCGCUACUCCAUAGACGCGCCGCCCACGAACGGCCCACAGCCCGCCGCGGCACAACCUGAAACCGAUCAGGGGACGCCCACAACCGGCACGAACGCCACGCGCACGGCCCCCGACCUCGACAGGGGUCUGUCCACAGAGGGGGGAGGCAUGGACACGCCUCCCCUGGGGAAGUCUAUAUGA
This is a messenger RNA of Knipowitschia caucasica, 1329 nucleotides long. The record is from the annotation of a GenBank genome assembly. Lineage: Eukaryota; Metazoa; Chordata; Actinopteri; Gobiiformes; Gobiidae.